Messenger RNA from Phoenix dactylifera (date palm), 1699 nucleotides. Its product is annotated as Radical SAM superfamily protein. Gene Ontology annotation, molecular function: coproporphyrinogen oxidase activity; 4 iron, 4 sulfur cluster binding. Gene Ontology annotation, biological process: porphyrin-containing compound biosynthetic process. Gene Ontology annotation, cellular component: cytoplasm. The record is from RefSeq and is a predicted model, not a curated record. Lineage: Eukaryota; Viridiplantae; Streptophyta; Magnoliopsida; Arecales; Arecaceae.
GUUGUCUGGUCUGGGUUGCGGAUCUGACAGCAACUUCCGAGGAUAUCACGUCCUCCACCAAUAUAAGCAAAGUCCUCGAGGCCAAAAGGUAAAGGGUUUUAUUUAAGCUAAGAUUGCCGCUGUUAUUAACCUGUUUUGUUCUAGUUAUAAGAUAUUUAAAUGCUUAGGUCUACGUUGUUCCCCCCCAUGCUCUUCCACUCCCCUCUUCUCAAAAAAGCCAGAAACCUCAUACCUGUGCCUGGCUUCCCCAACGCACUGCCACGCACACCAAGUGUUUGUAAAUUUUCCUCUUCAGCCGAUAUCCCGACACCGCCGCCGCCCACCUCCGCCUACGUCCACCUCCCGUUCUGCCGCAAGCGCUGCCACUACUGCGAUUUCCCCAUCAUCGCCCUCGGCUCCUCCUCCUCCUCCUCCUCUCCUUCGUCAUCCCAUCACCGUGACGACGACCCCAGGAUCGCCAAUUACAUCCACCUCCUCCUCCGGGAAAUCGAAGCCACCAGACCAGCAUGCGACAGCCAGCCACCUCUCGAGACCGUCUUCUUCGGCGGAGGCACGCCGUCCCUCGUGCCGCCGACCCUCGUCGCCUCGGUCCUCGAUGCACUCCGAUCGAAAUUCGGCACGUGCACCGACCCGGAGAUCUCCAUCGAAAUGGAUCCGGGGAGCUUCGACAGGGGGAGGAUGGAGGAACUGCUCGAGCUGGGGGUGAACAGGGUGUCGCUCGGGGUCCAGGCAUUCCAGGAGGAGCUGCUGAGGGCCUGUGGGAGGGCGCAUGGCUUGAAGGAGGUCUAUGAAGCUAUAGAGAUUGUCACUGGGUGCGAUGGGCUGGAGAAUUGGAGCAUGGACCUCAUCUCCUCCUUGCCUCACCAGACACCGGAGAUGUGGGAGGAGAGCUUGAGCCAAGCGGUGGAUGCUCGGCCCACCCACGUCUCUGUCUACGACCUGCAGCUCGAGCAAGGCACCAACUUUGGACGACUGUACACUCCUGGGGAGUUCCCUCUGCCCACAGAAGCACAGUCGGCCAACUUCUACCAAAUGGCUUCGGAGACGCUUGCCAAGGAAGGUUACAGCCAUUAUGAGAUCAGUAGCUACUGCAAGAAUGGCUAUGAGUGCAAGCACAAUCUUACAUACUGGCAAAGUAGAUCUUUCUACGGAUUUGGUCUGGGAUCCGCGAGCUACAUCAAUGGAGUUAGGUUUUCAAGGCCAAGAAGAUUGAAGGAGUAUGUAGACUGGGUGCAGAAACUGCAAGAUGGAAUGGUAGAUCGUGAUGCUACUCGUGUUGGAAGCAAGGACAUGGCCAUGGAUGUUGUGAUGCUUUCUCUGAGAACAGCAAGAGGUCUAGAUAUGAGCAGUUUUGGAAGAUCCUUUGGGAAUUGUUUGGCACUCUCCUUAUGCAGAACCUUCAGACCAUUUGUUGAGAGUGGACAUGUGGUUGCAAUGGAUGGUGAUAGAAAAUCAUUGAGUUAUCAUGAUUUUGAGCAGCAGUUGAAUGAUGAUUAUGAGAUAGGGAACAAAGUUGCAUUCAUUAGGCUGAGUGAUCCGGAUGGCUUCCUCCUAUCAAAUGAGUUGAUUUCUAUUGCAUUUGGGGUUAUAUCUCCAUGAAGUCACAGCAAAUUUUUGUUUAACCAUCAUUUUUAUUUAUGAAGUUCCUCAAUAAUUCUCAAGUAUACUGCUUUUGAGACCGAUGAGAUUGAGCCUUUCC